GUGUAACUUAUUUGUCACAGCCUAGGCCCGAUAGGAGUUUUAAUCAAAGAGUAACUGUGCAAGAGAGAUGAUUUUAUUGACGAUGUUGGCCCGAGUGGCUGACGGGCUGCCGCUGGCCGCGUCUAUUCAAGAUGAAGAACAGUACGAGAGAGACCUCCAGCAGUACCAGACUCAGGCCAAACAGCUUUUCCGCAGACUGAAUGCUCAGAGUCCAGACCGGUGCACUCUGGAGGCUGGAAACCUAAACUUUCAUUAUUUAAUUGCAGAGGGUGUGUGUUAUCUGUGCCUUUGCGAGCCUUCCUUCCCAAAAAAGGUAGCUUUCGGAUACCUCGAUGACCUCCACAAUGAGUUCUUUGACCAGUAUGGAAGGAGGGUGAGCACAGUCACUAGACCCUACACUUUCAUUGAGUUUGACAAUUACAUCCAAAAGGCAAAGAAGAUGUAUGUUGAUAGCAGGGCAAGGAGAAACCUGGGCAGCAUCAACACAGAGUUGCACGAUGUCCAGAGAAUAAUGGUUGCCAAUAUUGAAGAAGUUCUGCAACGUGGGGAAGCCCUUUCUGCUUUAGAUACAAAGGCCACCAAUUUGUCAUCAUUAGCAAAGAAGUAUCAGAGUGAUGCCAAGUAUCUCAACACUCGCUCAACUUAUGCAAAACUGGCUGCUGUGGCAGUGGUCGUCCUGACACUCAUCAUCUAUGUACGCUUCUGGUGGCUCUGAUAUGAACUCAAUCAGGGACUUAAACACUGAGUUUUAUAAAUUAGCCAUUUAAAUGUAUCUUCUCAAUGGACCACUAAUGCUCAGAAUUUACCUGGAGUUAUGUUACAUUAAACUGAGCCAUUUUUCUUGGCGGUAACUUGUGACACGCAAAGCUGGAAUGUUGUUUACUUACUGUGGGUGUUUAACAUAUUGAAUGGGUGGGAGAAGUAACAUGCAGGGAAAUGUUUACAGUAGAUUAAAUCUUUAUCAAAUAAAAGUUACUUUCCAACAGUU
Molecule: messenger RNA, 988 nt
Organism: Boleophthalmus pectinirostris (great blue-spotted mudskipper)
Lineage: Eukaryota; Metazoa; Chordata; Actinopteri; Gobiiformes; Gobiidae
Gene: sec22ba
Product: SEC22 homolog B, vesicle trafficking protein a
Exons: 5
Coding region: 68-715 (215 amino acids)
Biological process (GO): retrograde vesicle-mediated transport, Golgi to endoplasmic reticulum; endoplasmic reticulum to Golgi vesicle-mediated transport; vesicle fusion with Golgi apparatus
Cellular component (GO): endoplasmic reticulum-Golgi intermediate compartment; ER to Golgi transport vesicle membrane; endoplasmic reticulum membrane
Molecular function (GO): SNAP receptor activity
Source: RefSeq, a predicted model, not a curated record